This is a messenger RNA of Notodromas monacha, 4806 nucleotides long. Lineage: Eukaryota; Metazoa; Arthropoda; Ostracoda; Podocopida; Cyprididae. The record is from the annotation of a GenBank genome assembly.
GAUAGCCCACCCAUCUUUGUGUACAAAAUGAUAGACCAAACUAUUGGGGAAGCAACAGCAGUCUCAAUGAAAUGCAGUGCUUCUGGUCGCCCCACCCCAACAAUUCAGUGGGCAUUGAAUGGAUUUCCCCUGAAGGAAAUCCCUGAUCAACUCUCCAGGUACAUGACUGGGCAAUAUGUGACAGUCCAUGGGAUUGUAGUGAGUCACGUGAACAUAUCAGCAGCCACCAGCAGGGAAGGAGGGAUUUAUUCCUGUGCUGCUGUGAAUUCAGCUGGCAACACUGUGCACUCUGCUCAUCUCAGGGUUUAUGGGCCCCCUGUGAUCAGGGACAUGCCAGCACAAACUGCUGUUGUUGGGAAGGACUUUAGUGUUUCCUGUCCUGUGGGAGGGCAUCCCAUUCACAAUAUUACCUGGAGGAAAGAGACCUCCAGUGAAGGGAAUUUGAAGGAAGAUGGAAGAUUUGUGCUACACCCCAAUGGGACUCUGACUGUGAGAUUUGUGCAGAAGUCAGAUGGAGGAAAGUAUGUUUGCAAGGCAUUUGGCCUGAGGGGGCAAUUUGCAGAGAAUUCUGUUCAUAUCACACCAGCAGAACCACCCAACCUGGCAUCCCUGUCGGUCGACCCCGAACUGAAGACCGGCGACCGCGCCACGCUCAACUGCGUGGUGAAGGGCGGCGAUUCGCCGAUGGAGUUGCGCUGGUCGCGGGACGGUGUCGCUGUUGACGCAGGAGCGCUGCUGCCCGUGCUGCCUGCAGCAGCGACAUCUAGCGCGCUGGUGCACCGCAUCGACGACUUCACCAGCAUACUCGUCAUUCGCAACAUUACCACGGCCCACGCGGGCAACUACUCUUGUCAAGCACUCAACCGCGCCGGUGUCGACACCCGCACUGUCACUCUCCUUGUCAACGGUAUGGAGCCACAGAUUGGCUUGUUCUCCUUUGGUGACAACUUGAAAGAGGGCCAAAGAGUGCAAGUGCUCUGCCAUGUGAACCAGGGAGACAGUCCAGUCAGGAUCCUGUGGUACAGGGACCAGACUGUGCCCCCCAGCACCAGUCAGCAACAGGGCAUGGUCAUGAGGCAAGUGUUGCCAACUCAUGAUGACUCCAUCAGUAUCCAAGCCCUGGAUGGCUACUCUGCAAGGUUGAUUAUCCCUGAUCUCAAAAUAACCCAUGCAGGGAAUUACUCUUGUGAGGCAAUCAACCAGGUUGGGGCUGCUAAACUAACUGCUCAACUGGUGGUCAGUGUUCCACCAAGAUGGACAAGUGAGCCACAAGGAGAGAAAUCUGGUUUGUUGGGUCACAGAAUUAUUCUGGAUUGUGGUUCAGAAGCUUUUCCUGAGCCCAUUGUGGUUUGGAAGAGAUACAAAGCUGGGGAGCUGGACCAGUUCCAAGAAAUACAAACCAUUUCUUUGGAACACAGUUCAGAGGCCUCAUGGGUGCAUUUGAAAAACCAAAGCCUCUUGACUCCAGCUUUGUCAAAGGCCCAUGAAGGAAGAUACAUGUGCAGAGUGGACAAUGGGAUUGGAUCCCCUUUGAUCAGAAACUUUUUUGUUCAAGUCAGAGCUCCACCAGUGUUGGAUGAAACCUAUGGUGUGAAGGAGGGUAAGUUCUCCUUCAGGCUUGGUGAUGAAGGCAGUUUGACCUGUGUGGCAACUGGUGACCCACCUCUGAGUAUCUCUUGGUAUGUCAGGGGCAUCAAGGUGUCUGCAAACUCAAACCAGAUCUUUGCUGACCCCGUGACAAAAAGAAUAAAAGUUAGCAGCUCUACCAGAGACUCCUCUACUACCUCCAAGCUGACCAUCAAAGGGAUUGAGCUUUCAGACUCUGGGAUUUACAGAUGUGAAGCUGACAAUCCCUUUGGAAGGACUGACAGAACCCUGGAAAUCAGUGUUCUUGAUGCACCAGGGAGUCCUCAGAAUGUUACUGUGGAAAGCAUCAGCAGCAGGGGAUUUUUUGUGAGAUGGAGAAGCCCUGAGAGAAAUGGCAACUCUUUCAUCACCAAGUACCACAUCUGCUUGGAGCACAAAAUCAGUGAGCCUCCAGCAGCAGCUCCGACGAACCUGACAGCAGAUGCCAUCAGUUCCAGGCAAAUCCGGAUAUUUUACAGUCUGCCCGACAAGUCCACAUGGAACGGAGCCCUUUUGGGAAUUUAUGCGGGGAUCAAGCUGUCGUCGGGCCCGGGGAUUUUCAAUUUCACAGUGCUGCCCAUGAAGGCCAGCAGCAGCAGCAGCAGCAGUGUGACGACGGGUUAUCACCAUGAAUUCACCUUUGACUCUCUGAAACCAUUCACUGACUACGAAAUUGCCCUGAGGCUUUUCAAUGGACAAGGCUCCGGUCCUUUGUCUAGUUCUGCCAGGGCCAGCACUCUGGAAGACGGUCCUGAAGUUCCCCCUCAGACUGUUUCCUGUGCUCCAGUGUCAUCCACAAAAGUGCUGAUUUCCUGGAACAAAAUCCCUUCAAAACUGGCCAAUGGGGUUCUGAUGGGCUAUGAAAUUGUGUACACUCAAGCUGAUUUGGUGUGGAAAGAUGAGAGUUCCAAGUUGAGACAAAAGGUGGGAGCAGCAGCCAGGGAAUCUGUAGUUGAGUCCCUGAAAAAGUACUCCAACUACUCUUUUGAAGUACUUGGGUUCACAAGAGCAGGUGGAGGACCUGCUUCUGUGCCUGUGUUUUGCUCAACUUUUGAAGACAAACCUGGUCCUCCAAGAGGGCUACUGGUUAAGAAGCUGAGUCCAGACACUGUGAUAAUUGCUUGGGAAGAGCCAGAAAAAUCCAAUGGAGUCAUACAGGGCUACAAGGUCUACCUGGAUCCAGACCCACAGAGUCAUUCCAGAGGGAUGCACAGUGUUUCCUCAUCCUCCAGAUAUCUGCAAGUGGGGAUUGGAACCAGGAAGACAUUUGAUGUCUAUGUUGCUGGUGUCACAUCUGCUGGGGAAGGCUCAAGUUCUCCAGUGGUGAAAUUCCACACCAAGGAUGAUGGAGUGCCAGCAGCCAUUUAUUCAUUUGGUGGCCCAAGAAAGGUGAAAGUUGGCACUGACCUUGAACUGGCCUGUGCUCAUGUUGGCCAAGAGAAACUGACAUUGUCUUGGCAAUUUGAGCCUGAAGGUGGGCUUGGCUUCAGGCCUGUGUUGGCCCACAGAUCUUCUGAUGGUCUUCCUUGGAAUGAAGCACAUAAUGCAGGCAUUGGGGCUCAAGGCACACUUUUCCUAAGACCUGUGCAGCCUGGUAAUGCAGGCACUUACAAAUGCACUGUGAGCAAUGACUUGGCCACAGACUCCAUCAACUACAGUGUUGUUGUGCUUGAACCACCAAAACCACCAAUGAUUGCAGCUGUUGAGGAAGUCAGUGAAGGAAGAGUGAAGGUCACAUGGACACCACCUGUCUCAAACCCUGACUCAGUUCCACCCAUCACAGCCUACCAGAUCUUCUACAGACCUUCCAAGCCCAAUCAUGCCACCAAGGCAGUGACAGUCAGUGGGUCCACCACCAACAUGGUUCUCAAGAACCUCACAUGUGGCACUCCAUACUUGGUGCAUGCCAAGGCUGUCAAUGAGAUUGGAGCUAGUGAGAAAAGUGCUGCCAGUCAUGUGCAGAUGAGUGGGAAUCUGCCUGCAUCUCCUGAUGCUGAAACUGCUGUGGUGUUGAAUGAGAGUGACACAGUGCUGGUGCUCAAGGAAUGGACUGCCAGGGGUUGUCCUAUACUCUUCUUCAGUGUUGCCUACAGGCUACUGGGAUCCAAUGACUGGAUAAUUGUUGCAAGUAAAGUGGAGCCAAAUGAAACUGAAUUCCGCCUGAGAGGCCUGAACCCAAAUUUGGAGUAUGAAGUCAAAGCAACUGCUCAUUCUGCUCCUGGUCAAGUUGUGUCUGUGUUCAGGAUCGGUCCAGAAGCUUUUGAUAAGCAUGCUGAUUCAUCAGAGCGCCUCUUUGCUCCUUUCCCAGUUGAAAUAUUCUCAGACCCUGUUGUCCUUGUUCCAGUUGUUGGUUCACUGAUAACCAUGAUUAUAGUUGGCACUGGUGUGUGUUGCUUUGUCAGGUGUCAGCCUGACAUGAGCUUGCCUGUGCAAAAGAGACUGGAGACAAACAGCAACAACCCAGAUUUUUCAUAUCAUCAGCAAAGAUCAGGCAGCUCUGGACACCAGCAGACUGCUGGUAGAAUGAAACCUGAUGAGGAAAUCUCUCCAUAUGCAGUGUUUGAGAUGAACCAAAGAGGAGAUCCAGGAACAGCUACCCUCAACAAUGCCUCCAGGGCAGGAAGGCGGAUUGUAGCAGUGGACACAACAGGAACUAUGGGAAGAAGCAGGAGAAGUGUGCCUGAAAUGAAUCACAUGAUGGGACAGUGUGAUGUUCAGGUGGCAGAUGUCGCUUCAUCUGGGGGCUAUUCCAUUCCAUUUGCCACCAGUAGGGAUUCAGCUCUGGCAUCAUCUUUGGACACUCUGAGGGUUCUGGAGGAUGGCAGCAGCAACAGUGCAACCAGGAAACUCACACACUGCAGAGACCCAAACGCGCCGCCGAGAAGCAAGAAGAAUAAGCAAAGGAAUGACCAGCAACCCCAGGAAUUCGACCCACCACCAGGGUUCGAGGACGAUGUUACCCCGGGUUGCCCAAUAAUGAACCCAGAAGACAGCGAAAACUUCACCAUCCGACACAUGCCCGAACCCAAGAAAAAUCGUGGUUCGUGGAAAAAGAAGGAAGGUGGCGGUGAGCAGCAAGCGAAAAUGGCUCUGCUGAAAGACAAUUUUACCAUUUCCGUGUGAACCAAUUUUCUAAAAAGGGAUCGUUCGUACGAGUUUGAAUGAAGGAUUUUGCACUGA